Molecule: messenger RNA, 2373 nt
Organism: Dichotomopilus funicola
Lineage: Eukaryota; Fungi; Ascomycota; Sordariomycetes; Sordariales; Chaetomiaceae
Product: kinase-like domain-containing protein
Exons: 3
Coding region: 1-2373 (790 amino acids)
Biological process (GO): phosphatidylethanolamine biosynthetic process; phosphatidylcholine biosynthetic process
Cellular component (GO): cytoplasm
Molecular function (GO): ethanolamine kinase activity; choline kinase activity
Source: RefSeq, a predicted model, not a curated record
AUGUCGGCACCGUCCUCGGGGCCUUCGUCUCAGCCGAGGCGCUCUGCCAUGAAGACGGACGGCGACAGCGAAAGAACACCGCCUUUGAGCGCAGUCAAAGCUGUUCAAAUCGCCGAGCCUGAACCUUCGUCCCCGCCCCCUGAUGACUCGCAAGUGAAGAAACAAUACUCUGCCGGUGUUGCCAAGCGACUCAGUGGACGGCCCCCUCUGCCCCCUUCACGAUCCUCUACUCUCAGUCUGAUCAGCAUGGAGAGCGGCUUCGAUUCAGCGGCCGCCACGCCUUCUGUUGUUGAAGAUCAAGGCCAACUGCAGCAGCAGAACCAGCCUCACCAAUCUCAUUCUCAUCACCGCCACAGGCCCGAUGUAGUCACCGAGCGGCUGAUAUCCCAGGUGUUCGAUUGGCUUGAGCGGGAAAAGGUCAAGCGGCAGAAUAAGCCACAUAGGAGACCCCAUCUGCGGCGUAGGUCUCCUCCCACCGAGGGCCCCCCUCCAUCAACAACAACCCUGGAAGGCUUCCGACCCCGCGCCGAUUCAAUUCAGUCCGACUCGAGCGAGGUGUCCCUGGACCGGCUGCAAAGAAUCCUGGAUGACAACAUGGCCGCGCUAGGCCUAAACUCCGUCCCGCAACUCCUUCCGCGCCUGGGGCGGAAGCAGCGCAGGAGAUCGAGCAAAAGCCUUAACAAGGUUGCGUCGUCUGACACCGAGUGGUACGACGGCGACGUCGUGGUCCCCAGCUGCGAUGCCUUUGUCGACAACUCCAAGACCCUUGCGUACACCGGCGGCAAGGCGGGCACGGACGAUUCCGCGUCCAUUUCGAGCCGCAGGGAGGAAAAGGACAGACAAAACUGGGUCUCCUUCAAGAACGAAGUCAUCCGUGUGGCGCACACCCUUCGGCUCAAGGGCUGGCGGCGCGUGCCCCUCGACAGCGGCGAGAACAUCUCCAUUGAGCGGUUGAGCGGUGCCCUGACCAAUGCUGUGUAUGUGGUGUCUCCGCCGUCGGAGGCCCUGCUGCCUCGGGAACCCGGCAAGAAGCAGCCGGACAAGAUAUUGCUGAGAAUUUACGGCCCCCAGGUGGAGCACCUGAUCGACCGGGAAAACGAGCUCAGCGUACUCAGGCGACUGGCCAGGAAAAAAAUCGGCCCUCGGCUUUUGGGCACUUUUACGAACGGGCGGUUUGAGCAGUUCCUGAAUGCCACCGCCCUGACGCCGGGCAGCAUGCGGGAGUCGGAUACCUCCAGGCAGAUCGCGAAGCGCAUGCGGGAGCUGCAUGACGGUGUCGAACUGCUCAACGAGGAGAGGGACCAGGGCCCAGCGGUAUGGAAGAAUUGGGACAAGUGGCUCAACCAGGUGGAGAAGACGGUGUUGUUCCUCGAUAAGCAGGCGCUGUCUAACUCUCAGAGUCUACCGGGCGGCAGCAGCGGAUUUAAAUCUCGGGGCUUGGUGUGCGGUGUGCAGUGGCGCGUCUUUAAAGCUAUCGUAGACAAGUACCGUCGGCACAUCGAAUCCUACUACGGCGACGCAAAAACGAUCCGCCAACGGCUCGUCUUUGCACACAACGACACCCAAUACGGCAACAUCCUCCGCGUCCGCCCCGACGACCAAAAAUCCCCCCUCCUCCAGCCCGCCAACGAACACAAACAACUCGUAGUAAUCGACUUCGAGUACGCCGCCGCCAACGUCCCGGGCCUCGAAUUCGCCAACCACUUCACCGAGUGGUCCUACAACUACCACGACCCGACCCGCCCCUACGCCUGCGACACAUCCCGCUACCCCACCCCCGACGAACAGCGCCGCUUCGUCAAGGCCUACGUCGAUCAUCGACCGCAGCGGUUCUUUGCUGAAUCCCCUGCUUCCAGCCCGAUGAUACCCACCACGGGCGGUUCGGCGGGGUCGGUAUCCAUGUCCCCUGCGAUAGGCGCCAGCAGUCCGGGCGGAGUGAGCUUACACGCCGUGCCGUCGUCCAGUUCGAUCGUCGAGUUCAUGCUGGAUGCGCGGGUGCCACCGGGGGGGUGGAAGGAAGAGGAAAGGAAGCGGGAGGAGGAUGUGGAGGGGAGGAUUAAGGCGUUGUUGGAGGAGACGAGGUUGUGGAGGGCGGCGAAUAGUGCGAUGUGGGUUGCGUGGGGGAUUGUGCAGGCUAAGGUUCCGGGGUUGCCGGAAGAUGAGGAGGAGGCAGCGGGUGAGAAGAAAGAGGAAGAGGGAGGGAAGGCAGAAGGGGACGGGGAAGCAGAGGAAGAAGAAGAAGAGUUCGAUUACCUUGCGUAUGCGCAGGAUCGGGCGCUGUUUUUCUUGGGGGAUUGUGUGUUGUUGGGGUUGGUGAAGGCGGAGGAGUUGGAGGAGAAGCUGAGGGGGAGGUUGAAGGUUGUGGAUUACUGA